Messenger RNA from Paramormyrops kingsleyae, 2846 nucleotides. It is a transcript of the gene ewsr1b, whose product is annotated as EWS RNA-binding protein 1b. Gene Ontology annotation, molecular function: RNA binding. Lineage: Eukaryota; Metazoa; Chordata; Actinopteri; Osteoglossiformes; Mormyridae. Gene Ontology annotation, biological process: regulation of DNA-templated transcription. The record is from RefSeq and is a predicted model, not a curated record.
CCAAUUCGACGCAUGCGCUUUUGCAGUCAUACUGAGGCAUCACGAAAUGGCGUCGACCGCUGAUUAUAGUACCUACAACCAGGGAUCUGCCCAGCAGGGGUAUGGAUCUUAUGGCGGACAAGCCUCGCAGGCCUAUGGACAAAGUACCCAGUCAUAUGGCCAGCAGGGGUACAGCUCUUAUGGGCAGCCAGCUGAAUCUGCUUACACACAGAGCGCACCUUCUACUGGGGGCUACGCCCAACCUACUUAUGGCUCAUCCUAUGGGCACCCCCCUUCUGAAGGGACGACUGCAGCUGGAUACACCUCUACCCCCGCUGCCAGUGCCCAGGGCUACAGCCAGCCCAGCCAAGGCUAUGGGGCCAACAGCUACGACAGUGCCCCCCCCACCACCCCCACCUCCCAGACAUCCUAUGGGGCACAGCAGGGCUAUGGGGCCCAGUCUGCCUACGCGGGUUACGGCCAGCAGGCCACCUCUGCUGCUCCCCCAAGAGCGCAGGAAGUGAGCAAGGCCCCGGAGCUUCCACAGGCCCUGGCUAACCCCUCCGCCUACAGCCAGGGCUACGGGCACAGUAAUUACGCAUACUCCCAGGCGCCCGGCUCCUACCCUCUGCAGUCAGGCCCUCCCCAGCCUUCCUACCCCAGCUCCAGCUAUGGAGGAGGCAGCGCUGGCGGCGGCCAGCCCACCAGCUACGAGCAGAACUCCUACUCCCAGCCCAGCAGCUACGGCCAGCAAAGCCAGCAGCAGGGAGGCUACCAGGGCCAGCCGGGCGGAUACAGCCAGCAGAGCAGCUAUAGCCACCAGGGCGGCUACCAGCAGCCGCAGCAGCAGCCGCAGCCUCCCCAGCAGGCUCAGCCGCCCACGGCCUCCAGCUACCCCCCACCAUCCAGCUCCUACGGACAGCCGCCCCCGGCCAGCCCAUACGGACAGCAGGGCGGCAGCUAUGGGCAGCAGAGCUCUUACAACCCGCCCAGUCAGUACGGUAACUACAGGCAGGAGCGCCCCAGUCCCAUGGGCAGCAGCUACCCCGGGGGCGAGCCGGGUGGCUUCCCAGGGCCGGGCGAGAGCCGGGGCCGUGGGCGUGGGGCCUUCGACAGAGGCGGCAUGGUGCCCGGCGGUGGAGUUCGCGGGGGGAUGAGCCGCGGGGGCAUGGGCAUCGCUGGAGACAGAUGUGGCUUCAUUAAGCCUGGUGCAGGCCCAAUGGACAUGAGGCCGGAGCGCGACAUGGGGCGCCCUGACGAGCAGGAUGACUCUGAGAACAGUACGAUUUAUAUCACUGGCCUCACAGAAAACGCAACUAUCGAUGACCUGGCUGAAUUCUUCAAACACUGCGGAGUCAUCAGGAUGAACAAGCGCUUGGGUCAGCCUGCCAUCAACAUCUACACAGACAAGGACACAGGGAAGCCCAAGGGAGAUGCCACCCUGUCAUAUGAGGAGCCACCCAGCGCCAAGGCUGCAGUCGAAUGGUUUGACGGUAAGGAUUUCCAGGGUAAGAAGCUGAAGGUGUCCAUGGCCCGCCGGAAGCCCAUGAUGUCCCCCAUGCGUGGCGGGAUGCCCAUGCGGGACGGCCGGGGGAUGAUGGGCCGCGGAGGUAUGAUGGGCCGCGGAGGCAGUGACCAGGGAGGCUUCAUGCCUCGUGGAGGACCCCGCGGAGUUGGCCAAGGCCGGCCCUCUGGCGCCAACAUGCAGCCAAGGGCCGGAGACUGGCAGUGCCCCAAUCCGAGCUGUGGGAACCAGAACUUUGCCUGGAGGACAGAGUGUAACCAGUGCAAGGCCCCAAAACCAGAGGGCUUCGGCCCCCCUCCAUUUGGUCCCUCAGGUGGUGACAGGGGUCGGGGGGGUCCAGGAAUGCGUGGCGGCCGAGGCCUGGACCGUGGUGGUCUUGGCAGCCCAGGGGGCUUCCGUGGCGGCCGUGGGGGAGAGCGCGGCGGCGGAUUCCGGGGCGGUCGCGGCAUGGACAGGGGGGGCUUCCGAGGGCCUCCUAUGGACCAGAUGGGAGGCAGAGGAGGCAGGAGAGGAGUGGGACCCCCCGGCAAGAUGAUCGACAUGAAGGCGGAACACCGUCAGGAGCGGCGUGACAGACCUUACUAGGGUACCGUGUGUACAGAAAUUCCCAUUUAGUAAAGGGUUUAUUUUUUAAAACUAUAUAACUGUACUUCCAUAUUUAUAUUAAACAAACAAAAAUAACAAAAAAGCUUAUGGGAAUUGUCAGUGCAUACUUUUCAUUACUCUGCUGUUAAGCAAAAUAAUUUUCAUUUAUUUGAUAAUGUAUUGAUUUUUUAUUUCCAUACGGCUGACUCGGAAGGCAUGUUUGGUCUUUAUGUACUUUGGAAGGUGCAUUGUUCAAUCCUGUGACGGUUAAUCUGUUUUUAAACUGUAUUACUUUACAUUAAACCACUUGGUUCCUUUAUGGCAAAUAAUAAAAGCUUCAACAGGCCAGUUACUUUGGGGGGAAAAAGAUCCAAAUCUGUCGGUGUCAUGUACCUCCAAGCAGUGUCUUAGUGCAACAACUACAUCUUAAUACUGCUGGACAGCUUUGUGAAUGUGUUUAUUUUAAAAUGACGUGUCCCGAAGCUCUCAAACGUUUUGUGUCAAACUGUCAUCCUGCAGUAAAAAUGUUGUGUUCUGGUCCCGAUGUAGCGCCUUUCACUCCCCCAGUCAAAUGUGAGAUGUCUGCUUUGACCAUCACACUUAACUGCAGGAGAUGAAUGAUUUUGUAGUUGACUGCUCCAGACUAUGAAUGUGGAAAGUAAAUUUGUCAGUAAUUUUAAUGUAUUAACAUUUUAUUUAGUGUGCGGAUUAUUGCAUUUGUAGUACCGAAUAAAAUGUAAUGGUCACUUGCGCCGUU